AUGGUGCGGGAAUCUAGAGACACGUUUCUGCUCUGCAUUUUUCUGUGGAUCGGAGUCCUCGUGGGUCUCAGCGACCUGACAUUGUCCGCGGAACUACCGACGGAAAUCAGCGGCAAUGAGCAUGACAGAGCCAACAGGUGUUCGCUUCAGAGCACGACCGAGCGAUUCGACUGCCAUCCCGAGCCAGGAGCGACGCGAGACGCGUGCUUGAGCCGGGGCUGCUGCUGGUCACCGUUAGGAGAUGGCGUGGAACCCAGCCGCGUGCCCGUUUGCUACUUUGCCCGGGACCACGACGGAUACCAGGUGGUCAGUACGACGACGCACAGCGACCGAGUCAGCCUGCGGCUCAAGCGCAGAACACCGUCGGGCGUUGACACUGACGUCCAGAAAGUGGACGUUGAUGUCAUCUUCUAUGACAGGGACACCGUACGAAUAAGGAUAACGGACGCCGGCAAGGAGCGAUUUGUCCCUCCAGUACCACGUAUUCCUUUUAGGACCUUCGCCGGUGUGCGCGACUACUCGGUAAACGUGAGCUCCAGUGGAGCCAUCACGGUGAACCGAACUUCUGCUCAUGGGACGUGGAGGAUUUUCCACUCGGAUCUGUCGCGGCUGGUGUUUACCGACCGUUUCCUGCAGCUGUCGACGCUGCUGCCUUCGGACGUGCUGUACGGUUUGGGGCAGCAUUGGGGUCCCCUCCGCAGGAGCUUCAACUGGACCAGCCAGAUCCUCUUCAAUAAGGACAGGCCGGUCACGGCAAGCAAGAAUUUGUAUGGAUCGCAUCCUUUCUACUUGGUCCUUGAACACGGAGGUCUGAGUCAUGGUGUGUUUCUGCACAACAGCAAUUUCAUGGAGGUCCUGCUGCAGCCGACGCCGGCGAUCACAUUCCGUGCUCUCGGCGGUGUGCUCGACUUGUUCGUGUUCGUGGGCCCCACGCCUUCGAAAGUGGUGCAGCAGUACAAACGCGUGGUGGGCUUUCCCGCCAUGCCCCCUUACUGGAGUCUCGGUUUCCACCUCUGCCGCUACGGUUACGAAAGCCUUAACAACACGCGAACUGUCAUGCAGAACAACGUACUCGACGGCAUACCCUUGGAUGCCCAGUGGAACGACAUCGACUCAAUGGAGAGACAGAACGGCUUCACGUACGACAAGGAAGCAUUCGAGGGGCUGCCAGAGUUUGUGAGAGAAAUUCACGCUGGAGGCAGGCGCUAUGUCCUCAUCUUCGACCCAGCGGUGAGUGGUGCGGAAGCGCCCGGAACGUAUCCGCCGUUCGACGAUGGAGUCCAAAUGGACAUCUUCGUCAAGAACACCACAGGUGACAUAAAAUACGGAAAGGUGUGGAACGAAAACAGCAGCGUGUUUCCGGAUUUCUCGCACCCAAUGGCCGGGAAAUACUGGACAAAACAGUUCCGAAGCUUCCAUGAGGUCAUUCCCUUCGAUGGAGCUUGGAUCGACAUGAACGAGCCGGCGAACUUCGAGAACUUCCACGAGCGCGACACCGGAUGCCCGCCCGAGGAAGCGAUGAACCCUCCACCUUAUGUGCCCGGCGGCGAGCAGCUGUCCACCAAGACGCUUUGCAUGAGCGACCGACAUCAUCUGUCGAGUCACUACGACUUGCAUAACAUCUAUGCUCAUCUCGAGGCGAUCCUUACAUACAGAGCCUUGGUGGACAUCCGUGGAAAACGGCCUUUCAUAAUAUCGCGCUCCACAAGCCCCGGUCAGGGAUCGUGGUCGGGCCAAUGGUCAGGCGACACCACCUCGAGCUGGGACCAUCUGAGGCUCAGCGUGCCGAGCAUGCUCAGUUUCAGCUUGUACGGCAUCCCGAUGACUGGCUCCGACAUCUGCGGUUUCUUCGGAGACACGAACGAGGAGAUGUGCGCGCGUUGGUUCGAGCUGGGCGCCUUCUACCCGUUCUCGCGGAGCCACAACAUGAACGGAAGUAGGGAUCAGGACCCACACAGCAUGGGACCCGUGGUCGUCGAAGCCGCUAAGAACGCACUCGAGUUGCGCUACACUCUUCUGCCGUACCUGUACACGCUGUUCCACAGGAGCCACGUCUACGGGGAGACGGUCGCCAGGCCGUUGUUCUUCGAGUUUCCUGAAGACCCCAACACGCACGACAUUGACGAGCAGUUCUUGUGGGGAUCCAGCCUUCUUUUCAACCCCGUCCUGUACGAGAAUCGGAGCAGUGUGCGGACGUACAUACCCAGAGGGGUGUGGUAUGAUUUGAACGCCAACGGAAGCGCGUACAGUGAAGCGGAAGGCGGUUUCCACCACCUGGAGGCACCCCUGCGGAGCAUCCAAGCUUUGGUUAGAGGUGGAUCCAUAAUCCCCUGUCAACUUCCGGCUGCCACGACGGAAGUCAGCCGAAGGAGCCCGCUGUCACUUGUCGUCGCCCCCGACGAGAGAGGAACGGCUCGAGGCGAACUAUUUUGGGAUGACGGAGACUCCAUAGAUACCGUGCAACGGGAACAGUACAAUACCUACACCUUCAUGCUAAUCGAUAGAAGCCAACUGGUGGUUAGCGCGACCCACCGUGGUUACGCCGAUGGUCUGCAUCUGGGAACCGUGGUCGUGUACGGUGUCCGGGAGAAACCCACGUUUGUCUCACUAAAAGGCCGCAGCCUGGAAUUUCGCUACGACGAGAAGACGAAGGUGCUGACCAUCGUAGACAUCUGGGAGCCCCUCGCCGAAGCAUUCGUCAUUUCUUGGUCAACUUGAGCAACUUUCGCUUCGUGCUAAUAAAAGAGCCGAAUGUCAUUACGGC
Rhipicephalus sanguineus (brown dog tick) is the source of this 2764-nucleotide messenger RNA. Its product is annotated as lysosomal alpha-glucosidase. NCBI's taxonomy places the organism in Eukaryota, Metazoa, Arthropoda, Arachnida, Ixodida, Ixodidae. Gene Ontology annotation, biological process: carbohydrate metabolic process. Gene Ontology annotation, molecular function: alpha-1,4-glucosidase activity; carbohydrate binding. The record is from RefSeq and is a predicted model, not a curated record. The coding region runs from base 1 to 2718 and encodes 905 amino acids. The transcript has 20 exons.